GUGAAAUGCCAGAGAGAGAGAGAGAGAGAGAGAGAGAGAGAGACAGAGAGAGAGAGAGUCAAUCAAGCCACUCGGAACGCGACAAAGGAGUCGAACAUUACCCAGACGGAAUCUGAAAUCAUUACAGAGAACUCUUUGUUCGUCUCGGUUAACCGACAUCUUGGCUCGAGAAGGUUGACAGGAGCAAAGAGGGCUCGUUCAGGAUGGACGAACAGUGGAUAUUUAGUCGGGUCAAGCUCUCAAUGGUGUUGUUCAUGGUGUUCUCCUCCUUGUUUUGUAGAAACCCAAGGUUAUGUUGGGGUCUGAAUGGUGAAGGUUUGGCUUUGUUGAGAUUCCGGGAGGGAAUUGAGGAAGACCCGUUCGGUGCAUUGUCGGGUUGGGAUGAUAGAGACUUGGAUCCUUGCUACUGGUUGGGUGUUGAGUGCUUUAAUGGAAAAGUAGUGACAUUAAACUUGAGUGAUCUUUGCCUAAGUGGGAGGCUGUCACCCGAAAUUAGGAAGCUGCCCUACUUAAAAUCUCUUAUUCUGCGCAACAAUUCUUUUUAUGGCAAUGUCCCUAGUGAGAUUGGAGAAUUGAAGGACUUGGAAUUGUUGGACUUGGGAUGUAAUAACUUCAGUGGAGAAUUCCCAUCUGAAUUUGCCAAUAAUCUCUCCUUGACUACCCUUUUACUUGACAACAAUGAGUUCCUUGGCUACUUGUCACCUGAACUUUAUGAGCUUAAGAUUCUUUCUGAAUUUCAGAUGAUUGAAAGCCAGCUAACUAAUGCUGGUUGUAGAGCAUCUUGCAGAAGCGGAUUCUUUUUCUGUUCUCAACCUGGAGAUAUUGCUCAUCAUAGGCAACUGCAGUUGGUGAAUGCCCCAAGUCCAUUCAGAGCUGCUAGCGAGGGGAGUCUUCAAGCAUCAAAAUCAGUUUCAAGCUCGCUCUCUCCAUUGUCACAAUCUUUUAAGUCGUCAUCAUCUGAAUCUCCAACUUCAGUAUUGAUUUCCCCAUCAAAUUCACCAGUGUCCUCUCCAUCAGCAUCUCCUUUGGAGUCUCCAUUAUCUGCUCCAGUAGCAUCUACUUCCAGCAUAUUUUUGAGUCCUUCACCUUCACCUGCAGUAGUAACAGCUCCAGCCUCAGUAGCUCCUGCAAAUGGAAUGUUUGCUGCCUCUCCACCACAAUCACAUGUGGAUCCUAUUCCUUCCCCUGCUUCAACUCCAAGCAAAGUAGCCAAGAGUUCAAAUUCAAGGCAUCAGCUGUUUCUGAUUAUGGCUGUUGCUUUGGGUAGUACUUUGCUCAUUUUAAUCUCUGUCAUUGGAAUUAUCUGUUUCAGAAGCAAUAAAGUGGUUACUGUCAAACCUUGGGCCACAGGUCUAAGUGGGCAGCUGCAGAAAGCAUUUGUAACAGGUGUCCCGAAGCUCAAGCGAGCAGAACUUGAAUCAGCUUGUGAAGAUUUCAGUAACAUAAUUGGAAGAUCCUCAGAUGGUACAAUUUAUAAAGGGACUUUAUCUAGUGGGGUUGAGAUAGCUGUAACAUCUGCUACAGUCAAAUCUCGAGCCUACUGGUCAAAGAAUUUGGGAGCACAAUUCAGACUGAAGAUUGAUACACUAUCGAGAAUGAAUCAUAAGAACUUUGUGAACCUUAUUGGCUAUUGUGAAGAAAAUGAGCCUUUCACAAGAAUGAUGGUUUUUGAGUAUGCUCCCAAUGGAACACUUUUUGAGCAUUUGCAUAUACAAGAAGCAGAGCACUUGGAUUGGGGAAUGCGACUACGAAUUGCAAUGGGCAUGGCAUACUGCCUUGAGUAUAUGCACCAGCUGACUCCACCUAUUACCCACAGGAACCUGCAAUCUUCCUCUGUAUAUCUGACUGAAGAUUAUGCAGCCAAGAUAUCAGACUUCAGCUUUUGGAAUGACAAAGCUGUGGCAAAGACAGGGUCUAACAUGGAGCUUUUAGAAUCUCCAACAGCAGAUCCUGCAAGAAAUGUUUACAGCUUUGGGGUUAUUUUGUUUGAAAUUAUAACAGGUAGGAUCCCAUAUUCAGUAGACAAUGGAUCUCAUGCAGACUGGGCAUCAGACUAUUUGAAAAUGGAGCAGCCCUUGCAAGAAAUAGUGGAUCCAACUCUAAAAUUUUAUGAAGAGGACGCGCUAGACAGGUUGCUCAAAGUGAUUAAAGAUUGUGUCCAUCCUGAUACAAACGAGCGACCAACAAUGAUUGAGAUUGCAUCUAAGCUGAAAGAGAUCACAGCAGUGGGACCUGAUGGAGCAAUACCAAAGUUAUCUCCACUUUGGUGGGCAGAACUUGAAAUUCUGUCUACAGACAGUAGCUGAGGGCUCAGUUUAUCCUUCAGUGGAGUUAGAAUUUUACUUCUUUGUCUUCUCUAUUUUUCUCCUGUUUCUCUUAUCGGGAAACAGUGGUAUCUAGGGCAGAUACUGCUUGUAUCUAAUACAAGGCACACAGCUGUUUUUGUAUAUAACUGAGGAUGAAAAACCCAGUGGCUCUUGUUCUUCGCUUCUUUUUUAUUUGCUCUUUGUUAAAUUCUUUAUUUCAUCUUCUAAUGUUGUCCUGGCUUUCCCCUCAAGUUUUGGUUCCUUUUGAUCAUGUAAAUUUCUGUAUAUGGAUCAUACUUGCUAGAGAAUAAAUAUAUACUUCUUU
Molecule: messenger RNA, 2631 nt
Organism: Carica papaya (papaya)
Lineage: Eukaryota; Viridiplantae; Streptophyta; Magnoliopsida; Brassicales; Caricaceae
Product: Protein kinase superfamily protein
Biological process (GO): protein phosphorylation
Molecular function (GO): protein binding; protein kinase activity; ATP binding
Source: RefSeq, a predicted model, not a curated record